GUGGUGUUAGGGCCGAACUCGAGCAGAGACCGUAGCAGUCAGGAAUUUGUUUUGAUUUUGAAGUAGCUCUCAAUGGAGAAUAAUGACAGUUAUUCCUGAUAUUAUUGAUUGUUAAUAAGCCAAGAGGCAUUCAAGUUGAUGAACAUGGAGGAGGAGAAAAGAGAAGUUAAAUUGAUGGGAAGGAACAUGUCGCAGAUGCCAUGCUUCCGAGAAACUUUCCUGUACAGCGUCAGCUCAGGUCUGGCAGCUGGCUUUCUGCACUUCAUGCUGACGUCAAGAGUCCAGAGAUCUGCACACCUGGCUAUGGCAACCUAUGGAUGUGUGACUCUAGGAUAUUGGUCUUACUGCCGGUACAAUUACUCUGUGCAGAAGUUUAACGUAGGUCAGCUUGAAGCAGCUAUGCAGAAGCAAGCCCUUUAUGAAGGCACUGAAAUGGAGAAGCAAAUAAAGAGGAAUGCAUAAAAAUAAUUUCUCAGGAAGGCCCAGGCAAAGGUAACCCAGUCCCUGCCAGUGCUCUCAGGAAUGCCAGGACUGUUGUCGACUGAGGGUGGGAAGUCCAUCAGUUGGAAGAACACCAAUACUUGGGGCUCAUCUGAGGUGAAAUGCUCUGGGGGUUCAUUAAAGACCAACUGCUCCUCCCACCUACAGUAUAUGCUCCUGUAAGAUAGAGAAGUUGUAUAAAUUUGAGUAUCAUUUUUUUUUCCCUCUCUGAACAAAUUAAUCAACCACUAUCUCAAUUUCAUGUAGUAGCUAUUUAUGUUUGUGUAUACUUACCUAAUUGUAUUUUACAAUGCCUUAACUAAAAUCAUGUGCUCCUAUUUCUGCAUUUAUACAUACAUACUUUUAAAUUUAACAACCAGUUGUCACAAAGUAAAUGACUGGCAUACUACAGCAUAAUGGCAAAAAUAUAAAUCUCCUUUGAAACAAAA
Molecule: messenger RNA, 929 nt
Organism: Scylla paramamosain (green mud crab)
Lineage: Eukaryota; Metazoa; Arthropoda; Malacostraca; Decapoda; Portunidae
Gene: l(3)87Df
Product: cytochrome c oxidase assembly protein COX20, mitochondrial-like
Exons: 5
Coding region: 139-462 (107 amino acids)
Biological process (GO): mitochondrial respiratory chain complex IV assembly
Cellular component (GO): mitochondrial inner membrane; mitochondrion
Source: RefSeq, a predicted model, not a curated record